AUGAUACAAAGGGGGUGUAUCGUCUGGAUGUAUGGAUUUUUGGAGGAUUCGGAAGUGGCAAAUGUAACCUCUCCAAACUACCCGAACGACUAUGAAAUCAACACUGACAUCCGAUGGAGGGUAAUAGCUCCACCAGGCCACAGGGUGAUGCUGCACUUCGUGGAUCUGCACAUCAAAGAUGACCUCGACUACGUCACCGUCUACGAAGGUAGGACGCCGAUAUUUGAAGAGGCUGUGCAGAGAAUUCGUAUAUCUGGGUUCGACCGUCCUCCAAACACAACCUCUGUAGGAUCCUACCUCUGGCUCCAAUUCACCAGUGAUGCGGAAUCUAAUGAUAAAGGAUUCAAUGCUCUUCUGUCGUACAUUCAUAUACGUGAUAUAUUGUUGACGCUUGUGGAGGAAGCCAAUAUAACAACUCCUAACUACCCAAACCAAUACGACAAUGAUGCCGAUAUACUAUGGAAGGUCACAGCGCCAUCUGGGUACAGAGCGGUACUCCAUUUCAAGAACUUUACCACGCAGCAACUCAAGGAUAACGUUACUGUCUUUGAAGGUCGGGCACCAGAAUUUGAGAAGUCCGUGAUGAGAAUUCAUGAAUCCGGCAGCACCAUUCCUAGCAAUAUUACCUCUGUUGGAUCCUAUCUUUGGCUUCGAUUCAUCAGUGACGAUCAAUCCAUGUUAGGCACACACACAGGAUUUAGUGCACAGCUUUUGUUAGCUGAUAUACCAGUUAUCGAUUUGUCGACCACGGAGACCGCCAACUUAACAUCGCCUAAAUUUCCAAACCAAUACGACAACAACACUGAUAAUCUAUGGAAGGUGAAAGCUCCAACUGGCUACAGGGUUGUGGUGACCUUCGCAUAUUUCAAUACUGAGAAUGAAAACGACUUUGUCACUCUUUUUGAAGGACGUUUGCCCGAUUUUAAAGAGUCUACGGAAAAAAGAAAGUUGUCUGGAAGUCCUCGAUUAGGCAGCUUUACCUCUAUUGGGUCCUACAUGUGGCUUCGCUUUACCAGUGAUGGAGGGAACGGCAUUGAAUUGCUUUCCCCAGGCUUUGAGGCGAUGCUUUCUUAUAUUACGAUAAGAGAAAUUACCUUAGAGAAUCCAGAGUCCGUAGCUGAAGUUACAUCUCCGAACUUUCCGCAAGAGUACAACAAUUACGCUGAUAUCUUAUGGAGGGUGAAAGCUCCAGCAGACUACAGAGUGCUGCUCCAUUUCACCGCUUUGGACACCGAACCCGAGUAUGAUGUUGUCUCCAUUUAUGAAGGGCGGGUGCAGGACUUGGAGAAAUCAACGAGGAGAAGUCGUAAUUCUGGACAUGGAAGUCCGCUUAACAUCACCUCAAUCGGAUCCUACCUUUGGAUACGAUUUACCAGUGACCGGAAUUACCAAGCCAAUGGUAACAAUACCUAUACAGGGUUCAGGGUCCUGCUUUCUUCUGUCCCAGUACCUGGUAUAUUGUUAACGACUUCGGAAACGACAAACCUGACAUCUCCGAAUUUUCCUCGCUCAUACGACAGCGAUACCGACAUUUUAUGGAAAGUGAUCGCUCCAUUAGGAGAAAGGGUGAUGGUUACUUUCUCUGCCUUCAACACCGAGUCAGGUUAUGAUUUCGUCACCAUCUAUGAAGGACGAACGAAUGACUUUGAGGAGGCUGUUGAGAGAUCCAAACUGUCUGGGUCAUCCGUUCCAGACAACAUCACAUCCAUAGGGUCGUACGUUUGGCUCCGAUUUACAAGUGCUGGCGAGCUUCAGAGUUGCGCAUCAUGCUCUGGGUUUAUGGCAAUGAUAGGUACUGUUCCUAUACGAGGACUCGAAUCUCAAUCGACCACAUCACCUGUAAUGAAGACAAGUGUCCCAAACGCAACACCCAAGACAAUCUUCAAAGAAGUUAUAGUUAUUGCAUCGAUCGGUUCUUCCGUGGCUCUUCUCUUCAUCGGAUUUGUUAUUUUAGCGGUGUUCAUGUAUCAUCGCAAAGGAUCCAAAACUUCAAAGACUCUGGGCCCCUCCAGUCCUGAUGACGAAUCUGCAGAUAUCGUGUACAGGAAUCCAGUCUACGGUGCCGAUGGGGAUUCAAAAGACGACAUCAUAGGCUCCAGUGCAAGUAGGCUACCUACAGAGUUAUAUCAGGGGGUGACUCCCGAUGCUAAUGCCGCUGACUUGACUUACUGCUCUAUUGACGAUCUACCCCUUCUUGGGAAAGAUAUGCCAAAUAUUUACGAGGAAUGUGCUGAAGAGGAUGUUCUUGAGUACAAAUCAUUGGCUAACAAUGCUACGGUUGACGUAGUCAAAUCACAGGGUCCGGUAUCCUGUGUUCGAGAAGAAGCUGCUCCAAGGAUGCGUCAACUAACCGAAGAUGGAUACGAAGAGUGCAUCGUCGACAACAACAAAAACAUGCCAACACCUUCAGCAGAGACAGCAGACGCCCUCUACGACGGGUCAGAAAGUGGACACUUACCAACAAGAGCAGAAAGUCCUUCGAUAUCCAAGGCAUCCAACGAUAACGGGAACGAUGACCAAUACCUCGAGGUUAAUAUCCCUGGAAAGGCUUUUGGACAUCCUACAUCGAAUGCCAGUACAGCCUCAUUAUGUCAUGAAGAGAAGUAUAAUACGUUAGACUUUCAGAAGCCGGGUCAUAUCAUACGUUCUAUUUCUAAAUCCCAGACAACCUUAUCGAGGAAUGCAAGUAUCGAAAACCUCACCGAUGCAAAGGAGGGUACUACCUACGACGCACUUAAUAUUCAGAAAGCUACGUCUCCGCGGAAUCCUGCGAACGUCGUCAUCCACGAUGACAAUGUUUACAAUACACUCGGCGAAUUUUAA
Molecule: messenger RNA, 2823 nt
Organism: Strongylocentrotus purpuratus (purple sea urchin)
Lineage: Eukaryota; Metazoa; Echinodermata; Echinoidea; Camarodonta; Strongylocentrotidae
Product: bone morphogenetic protein 1-like
Exons: 10
Coding region: 1-2823 (940 amino acids)
Source: RefSeq, a predicted model, not a curated record